ACACACACACACACACACACACACACACACACACACACACACACACACACACACACACCGCAUACACGGAAGAAGCGCACACACACUUCUUAUUUCUCUUACAUGCUUUUAAGAGCUGGAGACAAAGAAAGAAAUACAGCAUGAGCAACAGCGCUCCUGAAGUGAUGGCAGCAGCUGCAUAGAAGAACAGAGCAAUAAACUAGGCUGCAGCUUCGCCUCAUUAUGGCGCUGUGGAUGCAGAUUUCCCAGAAGCUCCCUUAUUUUCCCAAUGAGACCCUGGUGGAGCUCUACCCAUCAAAUUCUUUCCCCAUAGAUGUCAGACACUACCUGGCCAGCUGGAUCGAGGAGCAGAGAUGGGAGGACUUCAAUGUGGAAAACCGAGAGCAGGAACCACAAGCUCGCCAGCUGCUGGAGCGAAUGCUGGAGCUGUUGCAGGAAGUGGCGUUCCAAAACCCCAAUGUGGUGGAGAAGGUCAAGCUCCAGCACAUCAGCAGGAACAUGGCCUCUUUUCAGACACGGGCUUUGGAACUGGUGAAGAUAGUGAGAAAUAUUCUGAGGAAAGAGAGACACUUGCUUCAACAGGUAGGCCAAUCCUCUUUCUUGGGCAAAAUCACAUGUGCUUUUAUUAGAUGUCAGACUAGAGACAUUUCACAGCAGAUAUCUUCCUCUUUUCAGCCUGUUCAGAUCUUUCAACAAAUGCCUGCACCGCCUGUAAACGGUACCCCACAGCACUCCAGACAAGCCAGCAGCAAUGACGUGGACAACCUGGUGAUGAAGGUAUUGGAGAUUCAGAGCUGCCGUCAGCAAAUCCACCAACUUCAGGAAGAGCUGAACUGGGAGAAGCAAGAGGCAGAUCCCAUGCAGGGUCCGAAUGAGAUGGAGGUCAAACAGCUCGAUCAGGUCAACAAACAGAAGCGCAUAGCACAGCUGGAGUGGAAAUAUAAAAACUUAACGAAGUCACGUCUACAACUGCUGCAGGAGGCAGUGUGUAAUCUGGAGCAAUGUCAAACUCGUCUCAUCCACCGUAUAAAGUCUUGGCGCUGGGAGCAGCUCCGCUCCACCAUUGGACGCAGCUUCGAUGAAAAUCUCCUCCCUUUACAGACAUGGUGUGAACAGCUGCUUGGUGUCAAUGGAAAUUUGAGACAGGAGCUGAUGUUGGUGAAAAGGGAGCACGGAAGUGGCGAACAAAUUCACAAGCUGGAAGAAAGUCUGAACCAUCUUCUGCAGACUCUCAUCCAAAGUUCCUUGGUGGUGGAGAAACAGCCCCCUCAAGUGAUUAAGACCCAGUCCAAGUUCUCCAGCACUGUGCGCUAUCUUCUGGGGGAGAAAGUGGCUCCUGGGAAGCCGGUGCUCCUGAAGGCACAGACCAUCACCGAGUCACAAGCCAGAAACAUUGGACAAGGCCUUAUACCGACCGAGAACGUAGGAGACCUGAUUAACAGCACCGCCAUCUUAGAACACAACACAACUAGCAAGAGCACAUGUGCGACUUUCAGGAAUAUGUCCAUCAGGAAGAUCAAGCGGGCAGACAGGAAGGGCUCGGAGUCGGUAACGGAGGAGAAGUUUGCUUUGCUUUUCACUACAGAGAUAACCAUCACAGGCUGCGACAGUCCUUACAGUGUCCAGGUGAUCUCGCUUCCUGUUGUUGUAAUCGUACACGGCAGUCAGGAGAACAACGCUAUGGCCACCAUCAUCUGGGACUGUGCGUUCUCUGAACCUAACAGGAUCCCGUUCGUGGUGCCUGAUCGAGUGUCCUGGAGUCAGAUGUCUGAGGCUCUGAGCUGUAAGUUCAUGUCUGAGGUUCAGACCACACACUCAUUAGACAGAGUCAACUUGCACUGCCUCGCUCAAAAGAUCUUCGACAAGCCCGAUAACUCGGAGGACUUCAGCACUGCACCGGUUUCCUGGGCUCAGUUCAACAAGGAAGUUCUGCCUGGGCGAAACUUCACCUUCUGGCAGUGGUUUGAGGGUGUGAUUGAUCUGACCAAAAAAUGCCUAAAGGCCUACUGGAGUGAUGGACUCAUCCUGGGCUUUAUUGGGAAGCAACACCUUCAUGUCAUUUUGCAGAACCAACCCAUCGGCACGUUUCUGCUGCGCUUCAGUGACUCUGAAAUCGGAGGCAUCACCAUCGCCUAUGUUGGCCUCAGUGAAUCUGGAUGCAGGAAAAUCCAGAACAUCCAACCAUUCACCAAAAAAGACCUGGACUCCGUCGGCCUUGGCGAUCGGAUUCGGGACAUCAGUCUGAUCUCACAAGUAUAUUCACACGGACCGGGACAAUCUCCACGAUUAACACCAAAAAAUGAAGCAUUUAAGAAAUAUUACACCGUUCCAUCUGCACCUCACCCGGACGGAUACCUGCCGUUCAAGCUCACCACAGUGGUGGGAGAGGAACCCGGAACUGUCAUGAUACCUCAGGCUGAACCAAUGCAGGACCAGUUCUGCGUGCCCCAGGAAAUGUUUAAUAUGCGGACUCCCGUCUCUCUCCCGCCGACUCCGUUUGCACCUUCGUAUCCGGAUAGCCCCAUGCCCAGCCAAGGAGAAAUGUACCCUACUCUCCUCUACAGCAAUAACAUGACUCCAGAAGCAUCAAGUAACAUGGAGCUGGAGGAAAUUCUGUCUGAUUUGAACACUCAGUUAUGAUACGAAAGACUGCAGCCUGCAGCAGAAGCCCUGCACAGAUCCAGAAGCAGAGCAUUACAUGCAAAAACACACGCUAACAUGCUUUGGGGCAUAGGAUGAAUUAGUGAGCUCCUUGGGGACGUCUUUGUUUGUAUUAAGGUAUCCAGUGGCCUGAUACACUAAGGAUGUACAGAACAGUGCACACUUUAGCCUGAACUUUACUUAUCAUAGCUGUGAUAUUUAAGAUUGGGUUAUACUUGCAGGCUUAAAGGCACGGUGAAGAUGAAAUUUUCCUUAAAAUCACGAAUAAAUAUAUUACACGAUAAAUAAAUUUGUCUUAACAGUAGCUGAUGUGGAAGUGCAUAAUGAGACCUACUGGCCAGCGGUGUGACUUCUACAUGAAAACUCAGAAUAUUACUUAUGAGUACCUUUAAGCCUGUAAAUGGUGUGAUGGUAAAAACACAAAGACAGUCUUUGUAUGCUUCCUUUUUUUUUUUUUUUUUUUUUUUUUUUGCCUAACAGGAAAGAAAUUACAUGUACUCAGCUCAGCUUGCACCGUUUCUGACUCAUGCCAAAAUCACUUAAAGCCACAGUGAGGAAUGGAGUCAUCUUUCAUAUUGUUUACAAAAAAAAAAAGGGCUCAAUCAGAAUUUGUAUUUCCCUGGCGUUCAGUUUUCCACCUAGUCUAAACCACAUCUCAGACAGAGACUAAUGCUGGUUACGGACCGAUCCGGAGUGAUCAGGAAAAAAUACGAUUAGUACUGAAGGGCUGCGUGCAUUUAAACUCGAUAAGACUCUAAAAAUAAUUGCAAAGUAUUAACAGGGUUUACUGGGAAUUGUGCUGUUCAUGUGAGCAAAAUAUCAAGUGUUGCCAGUUUUACACGUUUUACACGUCUUAAUGAAUAUGUAAUGAACGAGAAUUUAUUCUCAACAAUUCUUAAUAUACUGAUAUUUAUGGCACACGAGGUAAUCAUGUAUCCUCAUACUUACAGGGUUUCUAUAAAUGAACUUUCCCCAAUCCGGAAAAUAUCUAAAAUCGCAUUUUCACCUGUAUGAAAUAAACCUGCUAAAUUUGUUGACUUUUUAUGGUUUUGUUUUAAUCAGUCAAUUAGGAUCAUGUAGUAAUGAUGUAAAAUAAUGUAGUAAUAAUAAUUGUCAGGAUUUUAAAGCUUUUAAUCACGGUCUUUUAAAGUAAACAUCAGAGAACUAGCUAUACUUUAUAUAAUUUAUAUAUAUAAAUAAGAAAUUAUAUAUAAUUUCCUUUUAUUUUUUAUUAUUAUUAUUAUUAUUUUCCCACAAAGUGCACACGCAGUUGAUUCGGAAGUAAAUCAGUUGUAAUUUAAUAAUAAUAAUAAUAAUAAUAAUAAAUUGCCAGUACAUAAAUACAAAACAUUUCUCAAUCAAUCAAAAUUUAUUUGUAUAGCACUUUCAACACCAUAACAAUGGACCAAAGUGCUUUUCAUGGUAAAAAAUCAUUAUAUAAGUCAUAAAAAGUAUAAUCAUAAAACACAUCUAACAAUAAAAUAAAAGUACAAAAAAUACCAUACACAGUAACUCGGGAAAACAUACCAUUUCUGUUUAUGAACAUCAGAAAAAUCAGUGUUUGUCUUCCACUUGACUUAUUUAAAAUUCCUGGCUGUGGCUUUAAGCAAGCAUUCAUUCAUUUCUUUUCACUUCAUGUCUGUUCCUCUUUGGCAUGGAUGUGCCAUGUCAUAGUAAAAGGGCUUUCUUUGGGUUUCACAUUGAAAGAGCAGCUAAGCAGCUUGAUCCUAACUGGUGCUCAGAGGCACAUAUAUACAGUCAGAUAUAUUGUGAUGUUGGUGCUUCUGGAAUGGUUUUAAAGCCAGUGACGCCAAGGUUUAUCUGAUGGUCUGGGAAAACCCUUCAGGUGUUUGGAAAUCAGACAGAAAUGACAGCUAAAUUUCUGCCGAUAAUAUACUUCGAGGUGAAAGCAACGAGUAUUUUUUUUUUUUUUACCAAGAAAGCAAUGGGGAAAUGUUUAUUUCAUCCUUGUCUUAGUGUCUGCUUGACAAGAUCGUUCAGGAUCGGUUAGGAAUCAGUUGUGAAUGCAGUCGGUCUGGUAAACAUGUCUAAAAGCCUGCUAGGUAUGUGUCAUUUCUUCAAACAGCUAUUAUAUACGGUAGCUUCAGGACAUAAGAUGAAUCAGACGUGAGCAUGAGCAGUUCGUUUUGUAAUCAGAUUCAGGCUGUAAAAAUGUCCGCGACACACCAUCGUUUGCGUGAUCAGAAAUCAGUCGAGUGGAGAGCUGAGGUUCGUGUUGUGAUUUUUAUCUCAGGUGAUGAAGCAGAGCCUGAUGUGGAUAAUAACAUGCCUACUGUCCCGUUGUAAACUUCGUAUUCUUUAUAAUGUGCCUGACAGAUUUCUAGAAGGAGACGAUCGUAUUCACUGCUCAGGGAACAACAGGACACGUGCAGGGAGGUGAAGCCGAGGAUUAACGUUUAACAUGAGUAGAAGUGAAGCUUGGAGAAAGAUCAUUAUCCUACCAGCGUCGCUUCUUUGCGCAGGAAAUGCGGGUGCUGAUUAAACAAAACGUAAACGCUCAGACGUUCAAAUCUGUUAACCAUAUAAAUAAACAGUCAGAGGAAUAUAUAAUAUACAUAUAUAUAAAAAUCACUGCACUUUCAUGCAUAUAAAAAUGGGAAUUCUUUAAGGGAUGGGUUCGGCUCGGUAAGCUCCGAUUUUUAAUAUCCUCAAUAAAGUUACAGCUUAUUGAAUAACUUCUGCCUACAGAAAGCCCAAAUGUUUGUCUGUUAUGUUGCUUAGCAAUCAGAGCUCCAGCCCAUAGAAGAGCAUUUAUACCAAAUAUGAUUAAUAAUGAACUACAUUUUUUUAGUAUAUUUGUCCUGUUUCCUAAAACUAUUUCAGUCCAUGAGCUCUGUUAACAGAACUACUCGUGUUCCAAUAUGCGAAGGGUUUUCUCCAGACCUCCACACACACACACACACACACACACACACACACACACACACACACACACACACACACACAUAUUGCAGGCAGUUCUGAAACUUCACUGUUUUUAAUUCAUCACCUUUGUUUAGUCAUCUCAUAAACACGGCUUUAAUUCCAGAUAGCAGUGUAAACUUCAACGCGGCUCCUGCACUCUGUCCUCUUUCAGUUUUUGAUCCCUUAAUUUCAUUCCUCUUCAGGAUUUAGUGUAAUAUUCAGUGUUCACAAACCUAAAGGUUCACUCAUAAUCAAAGUGACAGUAUACGAGCAGAUAGGUUAUCUAUGCAGUAGUACUAUACAAUGUAUCUGUAUUUAUAUCAUUCCUGUCUUUAUAAAGGGAUUUAUGCAAGAAAUGUUAAUAAGCUUGGACUUUCAUAGGUUCAUAGGUUAGACUCUUUAUAACCAAACUCUUUAAGGUGCAUGUUCUGUCUUAUACACAUACACGUGUUUCACAUUAAGGGGACCUUUAAUCAUAAUGCAGUGUUUUUACAUGUAGACUUUAGUUUGUCUUUUUUUUUCCCAAUCAUUAUUAAUAAAUCUGAAAUAAUCAGGUCUUUUCUGCCAUGAAAUGUGAUAUUGCCUUGUAAUAAUACUGCUUUUUUGUUGUUGUUUUUUUUUUUUGUAUAAUGUUCUUUUGUGCCAUGAGUGAGUUGUAAAGAGGAAAAGCAUGGAGGCAAAAUGAACUGCAAAUAAAUAUACAACGAGGCAA
This is a messenger RNA of Tachysurus fulvidraco (yellow catfish), 6298 nucleotides long. It is a transcript of the gene stat6, whose product is annotated as signal transducer and activator of transcription 6, interleukin-4 induced. Gene Ontology annotation, biological process: cytokine-mediated signaling pathway; defense response; cell surface receptor signaling pathway via JAK-STAT. Gene Ontology annotation, molecular function: DNA-binding transcription factor activity, RNA polymerase II-specific; RNA polymerase II cis-regulatory region sequence-specific DNA binding. Bases 223 to 2640 code for a protein of 805 amino acids. The record is from RefSeq and is a predicted model, not a curated record. NCBI's taxonomy places the organism in Eukaryota, Metazoa, Chordata, Actinopteri, Siluriformes, Bagridae. The transcript has 21 exons.